This is a messenger RNA of Punctularia strigosozonata HHB-11173 SS5, 1874 nucleotides long. Its product is annotated as DnaJ-domain-containing protein. Gene Ontology annotation, cellular component: endoplasmic reticulum. Gene Ontology annotation, biological process: protein folding in endoplasmic reticulum. Gene Ontology annotation, molecular function: protein-folding chaperone binding; misfolded protein binding. Lineage: Eukaryota; Fungi; Basidiomycota; Agaricomycetes; Corticiales; Punctulariaceae. The record is from RefSeq and is a predicted model, not a curated record. Bases 82 to 1746 code for a protein of 554 amino acids. The transcript has 4 exons.
CCUACUCCUCCUCCUUCAUUUCCUCUGUGCUUGUUACUGCGUUAUUGCUGCUGCAUUGGCUGCUCGGUCCUGCACAAAAUAAUGCGCCUUCGCGCCCUGAUUCUUCCGCUCCUAGUGGCGUUUCUCGCCGGGGCCGACCCCAGCGCAGACGGCACCGGCUCCCUGACACCACCGACACUACAACCUCUGAUCAACCGCGCCAACGCGUUGCUCUCAGCGGGCCACUACGCGGAUGCAGCGAAGGCUUACUCUGACGCCAUCGAGCAAUCCCCGGCAGACUACGUGCUCUACUACAAGCGCGCGACGGCCUACUACUCGACCUCGCGCCACCCGCAGGCGCUCGCCGAUUUCCAGAAGGUGCUCGACCUCACCCAGGGCACGUUCGACAAGGCCCUCUUGCUCUCCGCGCGCAUCCACGCCAAGGACGGCGCUUUCACCCUCGCGCGUGCCGCCCUCGCCGACUUCAACCGGAAAGUGACCGGAAGCAGAGAGGCGGCGCAACUCGCGGCGGACGUACAGGCCGGGGAGGAGGCCGCGAAAAAGGCGGAAAGGGCGAAGAAGGCGACGCUGUGGACGGCGUGCGUGGAAAGCGCGAGCGAGGCGUUGGCGGUCGCGAGCCAUAGUGCGGAACUGCGCGAGAUGCGCGCGGAGUGCGCGAUCGCGAGCGGGGAUGUCGAGCUCGCCGUCGGAGACCUCACACGUCUGACGCACCUCACCUCGCCCUCGCCCGACCUCCUCAUGCACAUCUUCCGCCUCACCUACUUCCUCACCCCCUUCUCCCCCGCGGACCCGCACCCGGCCGCGCUCAACACGCUCAAACAAUGCCUCCGCCACGACCCAGACUCGAAACCGUGCAAAUCCGCGCACCGGCUCGUCAAAUCGCUCGACAAGUCCUUCGCCAAAGUCGACUCGCUCCUCGCCGGCGAAAACUGGCGGGGCGUGGUCAACCACGUGGUCGGCGUCGGCGCCGCCGCCGAGAAGACGUACCCGGGCGCGGAGCUGCUGAAGACGUUCGAGGAGCUGCUCGCGGAGCAUUUCCCGCCGGCGUCGAAGGACGCGCUGCACGUCGAGGCCGCGCGCGCGUCCCCCCGCCGCGCGUACCUCCUCCGCGCCGCGUGCAAAGCCUACGUCGGGCUCAACCGCGCCGCCGCGGGCGAGGCGCACUGCUCCCGGCUGCUCGCGAUGGACGGGCGCGCGGAGGACGUGGACGGCCUGAUCGGGAUGGCGGAGGCGCACGCGGCGCGGGAGGAGUGGGAGGAGAGCGUGCGCGUGCUGGAGAAGGCGUGGGAGGCCGGCGGGAGGAGCGACCGGAACGUGAUGCAGAGGCUGCAGAAGGCGCAGAGGCUGUUGAAGCAGAGUCGGGCGAAGGAUUAUUACAAGGUGCUCGGCGUCGCGCGCGACGCGGACGAGAAGACGAUCAAGCGGGCUUACCGGAAAGCGACGCUAAAGGCGCACCCGGACAAGGGCGGCUCGGAGGCGCAGAUGGCGGCCGUUAAUGAGGCGUAUGAGGUCCUCUCCGACCCCGAGCUCCGCCGUCGAUUCGACAACGGCGACGACCCGAUGGACCCGACCUCAAACCAAGGUGGACAUCCAUUCCAGCAGGGUGGGAACCCCUUCGGCGGUGCCGGAGGGCAUCCGUUCGCCCAGUUCUUCCAGCAGGGCGGCGCGCCAGGCGGAGGCAGCUUUUUCGGUGGCGAGGGGUUCAAUUUCAGGUUCCAGCAUGGGGGAGGAGGCAGGGGGCAUUGAGGUGGUGGAGCCCGAGGACCGGAGUGGAGGAGGGGGAGGAGGUAGAGUCGGCGAUGGACGUAUACGACCAUCAGCUAUGUAUUUUGUACCACGAUAUCUCAGCGCUGCUUAUAUACGCUCAUCUUCAG